Scleropages formosus (Asian bonytongue) is the source of this 2573-nucleotide messenger RNA. RefSeq names its product G protein-coupled receptor 137 (gene gpr137). The record is from RefSeq and is a predicted model, not a curated record. The transcript is spliced from 9 exons. Gene Ontology annotation, cellular component: lysosomal membrane. The coding region runs from base 339 to 1511 and encodes 390 amino acids. Gene Ontology annotation, biological process: positive regulation of TORC1 signaling. Lineage: Eukaryota; Metazoa; Chordata; Actinopteri; Osteoglossiformes; Osteoglossidae.
AGCAGAGCGGAGCGGAGCAGCGCGGAGCUGAAGCUGAAGCGAAGCGAAGCGAAGGUUUCGGAAGCGUCGUGUCGAGAAGAAGAAGGACGUUCCUUCGGCAGCAGCAGCAGGUGUCGGAGUCACAGGAGCGAAGAAAAAACAAAGUGGCGCGUUUUACACCAGUGGAAGGACCAGCAGAGUUGCCCGAUUGAAUGUGCGAGGUCCAGACCCCCGGGGAGACGGCGGUCUUGCUGUGAGAAGGACUCCCGGUCCCACGUUUGCGCUCGCGCUUCUCGUGGUCUCGCGGGCCUCGGGCGAAGCCGGUACCUGCGAGACGCCGGACUCGGCGGACUGUCUCGAUGGAGGUCCCCGCUCCCGGUGGCACGUCGCCCAACUCGACGGCACCGUCGCCCUCGCCGCUGCGGCCCGCCGUGGCCCCAUCCGUGCAGCUGGGGGUCACCGUCAUCUACACGUGCCUGUACGGCUGCCUCUUCCUGCUUGUCUACAUGCAGCUCUGGCUCCUGCUGCUCUACCGGCACAAGCGCUGGAGUUACCAGAGCGUCUUCCUCUUCCUGUGCCUGUUCUGGGCGGCACUGCGCACCACCCUCUUCUCCUUCUACUUCCGUGACACCGUGGGGGCCAACCACCUGUCCAAGGCGGUGUACUGGCUACUCUACUGCUGCCCCGUGUGCCUGCAGUUCUUCACGCUGAGCCUCAUCAACCUGUACUUUACCCAGGUGUUGCUCAAGGUGAAGGAGAAGUUCCAUUCGACGCCGGGCCGAGGACUGUGUGUGGCCCGCUGUGUAUACGCCGCCAUGAGCGUCCUCUUCCUCUGCGUCAACGUGGUGUGCGCCACCUUGGGGGACCGGGGCGACGGAGGGGCGGACCUCGCCUGGAGGCUGGUUCUGAUCCGUGUGCUGGUCAACGACUUGCUCUUCAUCCUGGAGGCUGUGGCCCUGGCCGUCUCCCUCCUGCAGCUGACGCGCCUGGCACCCUCCGCUGGCCCGUACCUCCACAGCAAGGGGACCACGGUGUGUCAAACGGCGGCGCUCGGCACCGGGGUUAUACUGCUCUUCUCCAGCAGGGCGUGCUACAACCUGGCUGUGCUCAUACUGUCCAGAGACCACCGCGUAGAGGCUUUCGAUUACGACUGGUACAACAUCUCUGACCAGGCGGACCUGCAAGACGAGCUGGGAGACGCCGGCUAUCUGGCCUUUGGGGCUAUCCUCUUCAUUUGGGAGCUGCUUCCAACCAGCUUGCUCAUCCUCAUCUUCAGGGUCCGACAGCCUGCUCAGGAGCCGGCCUGUCCAGUGGUUCCCGGCAUUCGCGGGUCUCACGGCUCUCGCGGUUCCCGCUCCUACUUCUUCGACGAUCCACGGGGGAUGGACAGCGACCCGGGCGUUUCCUGGUCCUACAGCGCAUAUCCUCACAGCAGCUGGUUCAAGCCCAGUGAGACCACACCGCUCCUCUUUGCCAGGAAUACAAACCAGACCAAUGAGCACCACACCCUUUACUUCACCCCACAGAGCUGAUUGACUGCCAGGGUCUGGGGCGGAGCCCUGUGAAGCAGGCUGGUCCCAGGGGUGGCGCGUACCUCAUCGACUCUCUGGCACAAGUCGGGCGGGUGGCCUGUAUCUCUGGUACACUCCAGGAGAACUGCAGUCAGUCAGGAUGAACAGGGAAAACACACUGUGGUGUGAACUAUUAAUUGGGGAUCUUUUAAUAGUCCCUCAAAUGUUCUGUGGUUGUAGUGGACUUGAGUGUUUUUAGAGGCACAAUGAACAGUUUUAACUAAGUUAACCAGCGUUUCCCCAGGGUUUUGGUUCUAAUUAAUGAGAUGAGCUUUUCCAGCUGUGGUGGAGUUUUCAGUACUGUAGCUCUUUUUCAUUAUUGAAAUACUCCCGUGUGGUUCUAGGGGCUCUUUGCAGUUUGGAAAUGCCAGGACUGUAGCAAUAAUUUUUGAUGUAUAACCUUGAGUCUAUUUACCACUUGUAAAGGGAAUAUUGUCCCAAGUGGGGGUUUCAGACCAAGUUUUUCCUUCAUUUGUACAUAGCAGGGAGUUAUUUUUUAAAGUAAUAGUAAUUUAACAGGUGCUUUAAUUUUUUUACUUAAAUGCCUAUUUAAACAACCUGUAUUUUGACCAAUAAAUUUGAUCUUGUUUUUAAGUGGAUGGUGGUGACCUUACAGUGUGAAGCCUGUUCCCCUUCAGUCCUCAGCACCACUCAUCACUGGGACAAUGAGAGAGACCCAAGUUCCCCACUGACUGAAGAAGUAACUAAAACUUCCUUAGAACUGUUUAUUCUGGAAUAUGUACAGAUCCUUCUAUUAAAACUUUAUACAGUAUGUACACAUUAAAUUAGCAAAAUCGUCUUCCAAGCUCCAUCCUGCACUAUAAGAGGGGGAAAAAAAAAAAAGAAGCAAGAGACAAGACCAAUUAUAGUCCUUAAUCUGGCAGGGGGGGGCAGAAGCACCCUCUACUUUCCAAUGUGAUUCUGGGCUACAGGCAAAGAGAGGGGGGAGGGAAAAAAAAACCCCACACACCUUUCUACACUUAGAGGUAAGGAAGCAGUUUGGGGGGGGGAGACCAGAAAACC